This is a messenger RNA of Phacochoerus africanus (Common warthog), 1304 nucleotides long. RefSeq names its product short chain dehydrogenase/reductase family 39U member 1 (gene SDR39U1). The transcript has 6 exons. Bases 84 to 968 code for a protein of 294 amino acids. The record is from RefSeq and is a predicted model, not a curated record. Lineage: Eukaryota; Metazoa; Chordata; Mammalia; Artiodactyla; Suidae.
CGCAUGCGCAAAAAAGGCUGUCGCGGAGUCCUUGGGGAGGCAAGAGGCUAACUCUUGCGCAGGCGCAUUAGGUCCCGGUCGCUAUGCGGGUUCUAGUGGGUGGCGGGUCAGGCUUCAUUGGGACUGCUCUAACCCAAAUGCUGAAGGCCAAAGGCCACAAAGUGACGUUGGUCUCCCGAAAGCCAGGGCCAGAUCGGAUCACGUGGGAUGAGCUGGCUUCCUCGGGGCUGCCCCCCUGCGAUGCCGCUGUCAACCUGGCAGGAGAGAACAUCCUCAACCCCCUCCGAAGGUGGAAUGAAGCUUUCCAAAAAGAGGUUAUCAGCAGCCGCUUGGAGACCACGCACAUGAUGGCUACAGCCAUUGCCAAGGCCCCACAACCUCCCCAGGCCUGGGUCUUAGUCACAGGCGUAGCUUACUACCAGCCCAGCCUGACUGCAGAGUACGAUGAGGACAGCCCAGGAGGGGAUUUUGACUUUUUCUCCAACCUCGUCACCAAAUGGGAAGCUGCAGCCAGGCUUCCUGGAGAUUCAACACGCCAAGUGGUGGUGCGUUCCGGGGUUGUGCUGGGCCGCGGGGGCGGUGCCAUCGGUCACAUGCUGCUGCCCUUCCGCCUGGGCCUGGGGGGCCCCAUUGGCUCAGGCCACCAGUUCUUCCCCUGGAUUCACAUCAGGGACUUAGCUGGAAUCCUGGUCCAUGCCCUUGAAGCAAGCCACGUGCAGGGGGUCCUGAACGGAGUGGCUCCAGCCUCUGCCACUACGAAUGCUGAGUUCGCCCGGGCCUUGGGUGCAGCCCUGGGCCGCCCAGCCUUCAUCCCUUUCCCCAGCACUGUGGUACGAGCUAUCUUUGGGCGGGAACGAGCCAUCAUGCUGCUGGAGGGCCAGAAGGUAGUCCCGCGGCAGACGCUGGCUGCUGGCUACCAGUAUUCCUUCCCAGAGCUGGGGGUCGCCUUGAAGGAAAUCAUAACCUGAGUGGGGAGGCUCCAGGCAGGGCUCCAGGCCUGCACUCAGCAGCAGCUACCUGGUCAGAGACGGCAUAAGCUCAGGUUCUCCUCUACUUGAGACGUGAAACCAUCUGCUGCUUAGGGAAUCCUCCUUCUUUCUCGUUGUCUUGUUGCCACACCUUAUUUAACUGAGAGGCUGCCCACCUUUUCAAGGUUGCACUCUCAUCAGGUAAGAACUGUAACCUCUUCAACUCCUUGUAAAUCCCAACUUUGGUUUUGCUGUAUGUCCUGUUCCUGCCCCAUUUCUCCUUGCUGUACAGAGAAUGUUCUGCAGUUUAGGCAAUAAAGACACAUUAUCUCACUA